This is a messenger RNA of Leptonychotes weddellii (Weddell seal), 3086 nucleotides long. It is a transcript of the gene VOPP1, whose product is annotated as VOPP1 WW domain binding protein. Lineage: Eukaryota; Metazoa; Chordata; Mammalia; Carnivora; Phocidae. Gene Ontology annotation, cellular component: cytoplasmic vesicle membrane. The record is from RefSeq and is a predicted model, not a curated record.
GUCUAAGGUUCGCCGCCGCCGGCCGCCCCGCGCCCCCAAAUCCGGCUGGCGCGGGGUCCGAACCCCCGCCCUGUCGCCCGCGCCACUGGGGACGUGCUGCUGACUCGCGCCCGCGACUCGAUAGCAGGGCACACCCGGAGACGACACGGAGCCAUGAGCCGCCUGCCCCGGAGGGUGGCGGCGCUGCUGCUCGGGCUGCUCGUGGAGUGCACAGAGGCCAAAAAACAUUGCUGGUAUUUUGAAGGACUCUAUCCAACAUAUUAUAUAUGCCGCCCCUACGAGGACUGCUGUGGUUCCAGGUGCUGCGUGCGGGCCCUCUCCAUACAGAGGCUGUGGUAUUUUUGGUUCCUCCUGAUGAUGGGCGUGCUCUUCUGCUGCGGAGCCGGCUUCUUUAUCCGGAGGCGCAUGUACCCCCCGCCGCUGAUCGAGGAGCCUGCGUUCAACGUGUCCUACACCAGGCAGCCCCCGAACCCCGCGCCAGGAGCCCAGCAGCCGGGGCUGCCAUAUUACACCGACCCUGGAGGACCGGGGAUGAAUCCUGCCGGAAAUCCCAUGGCGAUGGCUUUCCAGGUCCAACCCAGCUCACCCCAGGGAAGCACAGCCUACCCUCCGCCCCCCUCUUACUGCAAUACACCCCCGCCCCCAUAUGAACAGGUGGUGAAGGCCAAGUAGCAGGGGGCACGGCCUGUGCGACCUCACAGGGGAACAGGGAGGGGCGCUUUCACCCCACCUCUCUGUCCCCAUCGAUGUUCGCUUCCAGGAAUUGUCUUCUGAGCCACGAAGGGCAAAUUCCUCCUUGAUAUCUUCAAAGCAAGCACAGCUCCCUUUCAAGUUUUCUGUGGAGGACCAGUAUUUGAAUUUAUCCUGUGUCUCCUCUGUUGCUUCUGUUUCUGACGUAAUCUGAGCUCUGGCAGCGUGUGGACAGUCCCCAAGGGUUGACACCUGAGAUCCUCGGGAGAGAGACUAAGGAGAAGGAGCCACGGCAGGGCCCAUGUGUGCAGGGAGAGCACAAGGAGGGGGUUGAUCUGGCCUAGGCAGCUUCCUCCCAAGCACACAGCAGUCAGCUCACAGAAAUGAGGGCCCACGGGGUCCACUCUUGAGCCCCUCGUCCUGUCAGUCUUCCUCUUCAAGAAGCUGUUAGACUCUGGUGUGGGAGAAGCCUCAUAGCACUUUCUAUGUCCGUUCGCUUCCUAGAGAUGAGAGCGGCAUCCCUUCUGCAAAGCCAGGGCUGGGAGAGGACUGUGUACAUCAUCGAGGAGAUGAGGAUCCAGGUUAGGUCAGGUUGGAUGUCUACAGUUACCUGAAAAUCACUAAGGAAGGUUACUUAAAUUUAUGGGAAAUUGAUUUCCUGCAUCAAACUGGGACACUGCAUUUUAUGAACUCUUGGUCUGACUUGGCAAAAAUAAAAUGUUUCCCCCACUUUUUAGUGAGUUUGUGGAAGCUCAUGUAGAGUCCUGUCCUUGAAAGUCAGACUCAGAGUGUCUUCUCUGAACAUCAGCGGCUGUCUGGCCUUGGUGCCUGACCAGAGAUCUCCACGCCCAUCCCUAUGGCAGCCCUGGUGGUGGUGGUGAUGGACACUUUCAAAGCGGAGAGGCACAUCUGGCUGGGAAGUCACAUCAGCCCCUUGGGGAGAGGUGUGCCAGCAGGGUCUGGCCAGCGGUUUUGAGGGCCAGCAGGCCAGGCCAGUGGUUUGAUCUCAGCAGGUGUGUGUUUGUGUGUGUGUGUGUGUGUCGGGCUCUGAAGAGGAAAAGCUUGCUGAAAAAAAGGAAUGCAAAAUCCCAGGACUGCAGGAAGAUCUCUUCAAAAAGUACUGAAUAGGAUUCACUGACAACGUAAUCAAAAUUAGAAUCGAAGAUGUGGUUAGAAAUGCAAACCCUGGCUAAGAAACAUGUGUCACCCUGGGAUCUAACAAGUAGUCACUGGGUUAUAAGGAAGUUCUGUUCCUCUGCAGCAAAUAAUGCUGGUGGUGCAUUUAAACCCAGAUUGAGAUCUAACCGGUUGUGUAUAGGAAGACAAAGCAGCGUAGCCAAGAUGGGUAGAUCCCUGUGUGUGUAGUAGUGGGAUAGGGUGGGGAGGGGGGGCUUAUUUUUGUAAAAACUAAUUGGAGCCUCUUGAGAAAUUGUUACUCAUUGAACCUGAGCAUCAGAACAUCUUGCUGGAGUUUUCAUUCCCCAAGACCAGGAGUCUGGGUGUCCCUUUGCUACCGGGACGUCUGUGUAGAGUAAGGGUGAGAAAUCAGGACAGGACUGCAGCAACUGCUCAGACUUACCUUCCUGCAAAGAUGGAGAAUCUGCAAGCCUCCCAGGGAAUUCCACAGGAAAUGCUGGGAGCCAAACACAAACCCUCGGAAACACAGUUUUUAAACGCAGUUGGUGCUGCUGGAGUCUUCAGCUACCCUCGUGUGACCUCCCAACUCCUGCCCUGAUGGCAGUACCUCCCCUAACUCUGGUCCUUGAUCCAAAUGAGACAACAAAGCACAACAUUUGCUGUUUACAGCCAAGGACAACUACAUGGGUCCAGAAGGUUCCUCUUCUUCCGGGUCAUUCGUUUGCAUUUUUGACUGAAAUUUCUCCCUUCACUUUUUUUUUUUUUUUUUUUAAAUAACGAAGCACAGUAAGAGCUGCCCCUGGAAUUGGAUCAGAGUGCAGUUGAAAAAGCACCCAGAUAUCCGUGACUAAAUUUUAUUUAUCUUUUUGAUAGCAAAUGAUCUCAGAGACUGAACGAUUUAGGUAGUGCUCAACAAUUUCGUAUUCCAUGUUUGUGAAGAUAAAUUUUGGUUUCCCUUGAACCUGGGUGAGAAUGCUUCUACAGUGAACGCUGAUACUGUAUGUAGAAAUCCCACUUGUGACAUUUCCUGACCGUUCUCAUUCCGUCUGUGCUGACUGUGGCCUGUGUCCCCCUCCUGGAGUGAGUCCAGCUCCUGGUGUGUUGGAAGUCUUACAGAGUCAGUGGUUAGGAGUAAACUGGGAGCAGAUCUGUGCAUGUUUUUUCUCUGCAACAUUUGGCUCAUUCCUCUUUUUUUGUUCUCUUUUCAUAGGGUCCCAUUUCCUAUGUGUGCAAAAUAAAAAAUAAAUUUGGGCACAUGC